AUGAGAUUCACGCAUCUGCUGGCUUUGGCUGCCAUUCUAGGAGUUUCUCACUCACAUGGGUUCUUCAAGCCGAAAGAGUCCAGACCCCAGGCAGAUCUGUAUUAUGAAAACGGUGUUAUAAACCUCGAGUCAUUGGGCGAUCAAUUGGCUCAAUGUGACGUCGUCAAGAAGCUUAAUACAGUCAGCGAUCAUGAACACCACUCGACGUUCAAGAUCAAAGCUGAUAAGCUCUACGAAUACGUCUUCCCAUUCUCGGAGGCUGGAAACGCGUUGCUCGCUACUGCCUAUAUCUCUGGUCCGCCUAACUUCAUCCUUGCUUUGAUUCCCGCAGACAUUGAUGUCUACUCUUUAAGCAUGCUUGUCAGUUUUGCAAUUGGUGGUUUGCUGGGUGAUGUCUUUUUGCAUCUGCUUCCCCAGACGUUUUUUGGCGAGAAGAUCGAGGAGGGCUACUCGUUCAUCCUGGUGGAUGAGAAGAGAAACUGUAUCCUGGGUCUGUUCAUUUUCUUCGGGUUCUUAGUAUUCUUUAUCAUUGACAAGAGUCUGAGAAUCUUGGAACAUACUGGUGAAGAAGGUGAAGGAAAUUCACACAGUCAUAGCCACUCUCACAGUGCCGCGGUUACACCUGUCGAGGCUGUGCCAAAGGAGACAUCCAAAAGACGCAAGGGUAAGGGCUCAAAGAGUCUGUCCAAAACGGAGAAAGUUGCUGCUAUUGUUGACCAGCCAGUCAUCGCCAAUCCAAAUGCCUCCGUCAAAACUUCUGCGUACCUAAACCUGAUCUCGGAUUUCUGUCAUAACAUAACUGACGGACUGGCGAUAUCGGCCUCAUUCUACAUCUCCAGAAGUGUCGGCUGUACUACCACAUUGGCGGUUUUCUUCCAUGAGAUUCCUCACGAGAUUGGAGACUUUGCUCUCCUGAUCCAAGGAGGGUUCACCAAAUGGCAGGCCAUGGGGUUCCAGUUCGUCACUGCUAUCGGGGCCUUUUUGGGUACUGCCAUUGGCAUUGGAAUCCAAGAGUUCAGCAAAGACUUGAAUGUGGCAACCAAGCUGGAAAAUGCCUAUGCAGGACUCUUUGGAACCACCGUGGAGAUUGGAGACUUGACUUUGCCAUUCACCGCUGGUGGGUUUCUCUACAUCGCUACUGUGGGUGUUAUCCCUGAGGUCUUGGAGCUGGAGAAGGGCAGCUCAAGAAGCGUCGAGAUUAUCAGAGGCUUCUUCCAGUUGUUCUGGCUCGGAGUGGGAAUUUCUAUCAUGUUUGCGAUUGCAUGGUUUGAAUAA
Messenger RNA from Kuraishia capsulata CBS 1993, 1275 nucleotides. RefSeq lists its product as uncharacterized. Gene Ontology annotation, cellular component: membrane. Gene Ontology annotation, biological process: intracellular zinc ion homeostasis; zinc ion transmembrane transport. Bases 1 to 1275 code for a protein of 424 amino acids. Gene Ontology annotation, molecular function: zinc ion transmembrane transporter activity. NCBI's taxonomy places the organism in Eukaryota, Fungi, Ascomycota, Pichiomycetes, Pichiales, Pichiaceae. The record is from RefSeq and is a predicted model, not a curated record. The transcript has a single exon.